This is a messenger RNA of Puccinia triticina, 1053 nucleotides long. RefSeq lists its product as uncharacterized. The transcript has 5 exons. NCBI's taxonomy places the organism in Eukaryota, Fungi, Basidiomycota, Pucciniomycetes, Pucciniales, Pucciniaceae. The record is from RefSeq and is a predicted model, not a curated record. Bases 1 to 1053 code for a protein of 350 amino acids.
AUGGUGAAAUUCCUCUUGAAAAUGUUCCAUCCGAACGUCUAUGCAAAUGGCGAGCUGUGUCUCGACAAACACCAAGUUCUCGUCGUCGGCGCGGGCUCCGCAAUCAUCCAUUUCCAGGAACUGCUGUUUGGAUCAAUACUUCUGAUCUGGACGACGCUUAUUUAUCUGCUCAACAUCUAUUCCAAGAGGGUACAGCGACUCAUCAGCUCCUUUAACCGAGACCUUCAGAUCGACAAGAGCUUGUUUUUGGCUGAUUUUGAUUUCCGGAAGGAAGUGAUCCGGCGAGUUUGGGACGAGAGUCUUUGUGUGCUGAUUUUGGGCAUGCCCAAGUACCGGAUGGCCAAAGGGAAGCGCUUGCAAUGGUGGGAAGAGGUUCCGGGAGCGCCUUGUCUGGUCAAUUUUGACGGAACUCAUGGGGAACGACUGGUUGAGAAUGUGCGACUAUUUGAGGGGCUUGGUGCGGAGAGGUACGGCCGAGCUGCAGGCCAAGCGGGCCACCGGGCAGACCCAAAAGCGCUCGCAAUACAGAGCGUUAUCCGGAGCGAGUUCACCGGGCCCGACUGUUUCUGGAAGCCGCAUAAUGCGGCUGAUCUCGUCGGCGUGACCACCUUCUUCGGCCGCGCCGAUGUUGUCCCGUUCCCGUUCACGGUGGUCUUCAAGUAUGACCAACGGCCCGCGGAUCCCGUCUGUAUCUCCACCCCCGCUGACCUGCGCGCAUCUGUUGCCCAGAACCAGAACGCCCAGGUCCAGAUGUGGCAAAAGGUGCGUCUGGUCUUACGCGCACUAGAGAAUAAAAUCGUCUUUGCCCCGAUCUCGGUACCCUGGGAGGCCGUCCUGCAAGCUACCUCGAAGAAUAGACGAUGGCCAUGGUGGCUCCAGGGCGCGCGCUCGGACGUCCAGUUCCGUAGCGGAGUCUUGAUUGAGUACGAGGAUGGCCAAUCGACCAAAGCCAAUGGGACCCCGAUCUCCUGGAUCCGGCAUACCCGGCUACCGCGCUCCCUAGGGGGACGACUUCAAAGUCACGCCAAUGUUGUCCAAGCUCUUCCACAAUAA